AUGGCAGCUAGCCAUACGCCCGCGCAGAAGGUGGUGAAAAUAUUGCACAAAAAUGAGAACCAAUUCCAAGAUGCUCAGACGUCCCGUUUAACCCCUCCAGAUACACCGACGAGUGUCUUGGACGGACCAUUAGACGCUGACCAGCCGAGCACCCCAUGCCAAACCAAAGAUGCCCCACGAAGCAAUUCGCGGUCGAGUCGCACACUCGAGUUCUCAUACGAUCUCGAAGUCGCGAAAGAUGGCAACAGUGGCCGUCUGCUGGAAUUCGGGCGCGGCGUAUGGAGCGUGGUAUACAAAGCUACGACGAGGUGGAUGUCCGAUGUGUCGGUUUUGACGCCACCCCCGUCACCAGUGGCUUCUGGUCGCAUUCUUGCUGUCAAAGUGCCUUUACGGCACGAUGCAGGGCCGGUACUCGCCGCCGAAGCUCAAGUUCUCAGUCGAGUGGCAGCGACUGCCAGCGCCGAUGAGUAUAUCGUGCCUUUCUAUGGUUUCAUCACUGCGUCUUCUUCGAUAGUGAUGUCCGCGAUCCCUCUUGCGCUGUCUACCCAUAUUGAGGAAUGCGCGCUGCGAGCCAAGGAGAAUUUCUCGACAAGGACAAUGCUAGACCCUGUUAUGUCCAUGCCAUGUUGGAUCACUCUAGCCGGGCAGUUAAUAAAGGGUUUAGAUUGGCUUCACGCCGAAGCAGGGGUCGUACAUGGCGAUAUCAAACCUCACAAUAUUCUCCUGCGUCGCCGCCGGAUAGAUGGCGACGGCAAUUCUGCUGAAUUCCAAUUCGAGGCAUUAUAUGCCGAUUUUUCAUCGGCACACGGGAUCUCGUUAGAAGAGUCCAGUCAUCUCGGAGAAGUCGCCCUGUCGGCGCUGACUCCCCCUUUCGCGGCUCCGGAGCUAAUGACAGUUGCUGCCAUGAAAGCACCGGGGCUGUCCACUCCAGCGUCCGAUGUGUUUUCCCUAGCCCUCACUCUUCUUGCCGCAGCAACAGGCGAUCUUCUCCUCUAUCCAGGAACCAGCAGUAUGCAGCGGCUAGCCAUGUCUCGCGAAGGCUAUCGCGUCCUCGACUUUGUGCGUUCUGGGCACCACGGCACACGGGUUCCGCGCAGAGGCCUGGUUGAAAGAACCAUCGCACCAGCUGUUGUCAAAACCCCUAGUGAGCGGGUCAAAACUUCCAGGUGGCUUGAUAUUUUGAGUUCCGCAUGA
Messenger RNA from Talaromyces rugulosus, 1194 nucleotides. RefSeq lists its product as uncharacterized. The record is from RefSeq and is a predicted model, not a curated record. Gene Ontology annotation, molecular function: ATP binding; protein serine/threonine kinase activity. Gene Ontology annotation, biological process: protein phosphorylation. Bases 1 to 1194 code for a protein of 397 amino acids. Lineage: Eukaryota; Fungi; Ascomycota; Eurotiomycetes; Eurotiales; Trichocomaceae. Gene Ontology annotation, cellular component: cytoplasm. The transcript has a single exon.